Messenger RNA from Procambarus clarkii (red swamp crayfish), 1746 nucleotides. RefSeq names its product hexokinase-1. Lineage: Eukaryota; Metazoa; Arthropoda; Malacostraca; Decapoda; Cambaridae. Gene Ontology annotation, biological process: intracellular glucose homeostasis; glycolytic process; carbohydrate phosphorylation. Gene Ontology annotation, cellular component: cytosol; mitochondrion. The record is from RefSeq and is a predicted model, not a curated record. Gene Ontology annotation, molecular function: glucokinase activity; ATP binding; D-glucose binding.
CCGGGCUUCUUAUCGCGGGACCAGAAUGUGUAUAUAAGGAGAUGGCAGCGUGAUAUUUAGCAAGUCUUGGAACGCCCGGUGCUGAGCACAGGUAGCUGCAACUUCUCUAGUCUAGUCUACAGUCUUCUCCGUCACUGUUCUGCAAUGAAGCUUAAAAUGGCAGUUGUGUCCCCAACGGAUCAACCCAGACUGACGACCCUUUCGAGACCAGAUCUCCAGAAGAAGGUCCUGGAGCUUUUAUCUCCAUUGAUACUGACUGAAAACCAGCAGCAGAGGAUUCGGGAUGUUUUCUUGGACGAGAUGCGUCUUGGUCUCGCUGCCAAUCCAGAGAAGAAAUCCUCGCUACUGAUGGAGAACACUUUUAUUCCUGAAUUACCAGAUGGUACAGAGGAUGGAGAGUACCUGGCUCUUGAUCUUGGUGGUACCAAUUUCCGGGUAAUAUAUGUUCGCAUGAGAAAUGGAAAGUUUGCAGAGGAGGUCGUAGACUACUUCCAUGUUCCUACAGAAAAGCGCCUUGGGCAUGGUGAAGAAUUGUUUGACUUCCUCGCUGAGUGUAUUUCUGAAUUCAUUCACAAGAGGGAACUUGGAGGUCGAAAUUUUCAAUUAGGAUUUACCUUUUCCUUUCCAAUGACGCAGAAAAGUCUUGAUGUGGGCAUCCUAGUAUCAUGGACCAAAUCCUUCAACUGCCCAGGGGUUGUUGGCGAAGAUGCCGUCAGGAUGCUCAACGAUGCCAUCAGGAGAAGAAAAGAUUUGGAUAUCACAGUUACAGCUGUCCUCAAUGAUACUACAGGAACUUUGGUCAUGGGUGCAUACAUGAACAAAUCUUGUGCUCUGGGUAUGAUCCUGGGCACAGGAUGCAACGGCUGCUACAUAGAGAAGGUGGAAAGAAUUGAAAAAUGGCUUGGAAGACACAGUGAAGCAGAGAUGGUUGUGGAUAUUGAGUGGGGUGCGUUUGGAGAUAAUGGUGUUCUCGACUUCAUCAAAACUGAGUGGGACAGAGCUGUUGAUGAACAGUCACUUCUUGUUCACUCGUACACGUUUGAAAAAUACUUUGCUGGGAAGUAUUUAGGAGACCUGUAUCGUGAGGUUCUCUUGACACUGGCUAAGAAGGGACUCAUAUGUGGUGGCAAAACUGGAAAGCUUAACAUCCAUGGGGCCAUUACCACGACAAAUGUUUCACGCAUUGAGAGUGACGCUUUCAAAGGCAUCUUGGAGGAAACAAAGAUGGUAUUUAAUGACAUGAAUCUGAACUAUGACGAUGACGACCUUCACAUUGCCCAAUAUGUUGCUGGCAUUAUAUCCUACAGGGGUGUCCUCCUUGUUUCUAUAUUAAUUGGUCUUCUGCUCGUGAGAAUGCAGCGUGACCACAGCACCGUAGCUAUUGAUGGAUCUCUGUUUAAACACCACCCAAGGUUCCGUCCUCUUAUGGAGAAGCUUAUCUCGGAGUUUGCCCCUGGCUGCUCGUUUGAACUGCAGCUUGUACAUGAUGGGUCUGGUAAGGGGGCUGCUCUGGCCGCGUCCAUCGCCGAAAGACUGCACAAGAGAUCAUUAACUGCACCUCGCUAGUUAUGGUUUCCUAAGUAUUGCUGUAAUGCAGCAGUUUUGUAUUUCCCCUUGGCUUUUGUAUGCAUAUUUUUGUCAUGGUUGCUAUUAAGACUUCAGUACAGUGAUUUAGUGUUUAGAAACUACAGUACAGGACAGAUAUUUUGAAGCUAUAUCUAUUUUUCAAAUAAAUAUUAUAUUACU